AUGCCCAUUUCCAAGGCCCGUCCUAUCAGGCCAAUAACUAAUUUACUUUUUACGUUCUGUUCGCUGCGAUCAUGUCGUGCAUUAUAUUCAACUAAAAAGACGUCCUUCAGUUCAACCGUAAAAACACCGAAGACAAGUUUUCCACUCUCCUUGGAGUCAUCAUUGAUUUGUGCAAGAGAAAAAGAAAUUCAGAAGAAAUGUGGAUUUGAUGGGCUGUACAAGUGGCAGCUUCUGCAGGAUCGCUCCAAGCAAUUUGUUUUUCAUGAUGGUCCUCCAUACGCCAAUGGUCAACCCCAUGUUGGGCACGCGUUAAAUAAAAUAUUAAAGGACAUAACGAACCGUUACAAGUUGUUGAGAGGCUACAAAGUGCGUUAUGUGCCUGGCUGGGAUUGCCAUGGAACUCCCAUUGAACAAAAAGCUCUUGCAGCAAUCCAACAACAAGACAAAUUAAACCCCCUCGAAAUUAGAAAAAUUGCGAGGGAAUAUUCAGAAAAUGCAUCAGGCCUUCAGAGGGAUGCUUUUAAGAGGUGGGCUGUGAUGGCAGAUUGGCAGAAUGGCUGUUACUUCACAACUGAUCCAAAGUAUGAGGCUCUCCAACUCGAGGCAUUCUAUCAACUCUAUGAACAGGGUUUAGUUUAUCAAGAAUACAUGCCAAUAUUUUGGUCACCUUCCUCCAAAUCAGCAUUGGCAGAGUCUGAAAUUGUAUACAGAGAUGAUCACAUCAGUACUCAAGUCUACAUCAAAUUUCAGAUCAACAACUUUCCUCAUGCUCUCCUCAACCAUAAAUGUGCACUAGACAAAGUGUACGCAGUUGUUUGGACCACAACACCAUGGACACUGCCAUUCAACAAGGCCAUCUGCUAUGGAGAAGGUGUCAGGUAUUGUUGUCUGAGAAGUGACAGGGGUGAGUUGUUUGUUGUUGGCAACAAGUUCCAACAGCGACUUGAGGAAAUACUGAAUGGAAACAAGUUGCAACUCGUGUCUGAAUUCAUGGGCAGUGAUUUAAAUUCUUUGACAUACAUUUCAACCAAUCAAAAUGUAUGUCCCUUCCUACCUGCCAAUCACGUGACCAGUGAUAAAGGAACAGGAUUGGUCCAUACCGCCCCAGCGCAUGGUGUAGAAGAUUUUCAAGUUGCCUUAAAAUUCAAUUUACCCAUGGAUUGUCACGUGGAUGAUGAUGGCAAAUACAUGGGAGAUGCAGACUGCAGUUACAAACAUCUGCAGGGACUGCCAGUUCUUGGAGAGGGUAACCAGCAAGUCUUGAAAGAUUAUGAAGAUAUGAUCAUUAACAAAUCUAUGUUGACACAUUCUUAUCCAUAUGAUUGGAGGACUAAACAGCCAAUCAUCAUCAAGGCCAGCAAACAGUGGUUUAUCAAUACCAACAAAAUCAAACAGAAAGCCAUUGAUGCCAUGCAAGACGUUUGCAUCCACCCCAACAUGUCAGCAGCGGGUAUGAUAGCUCAACUGGAGAGGAGGGAUUAUUGGUGCAUCUCGAGGCAGAGAGUCUGGGGAGUUCCCAUUCCAGUUUUUUACUGGGGGAAGGACAAGAAGCCUUUGAUUUCCAGAGCGUCCAUCGAACACUUGAAAUCAUUGUUUGAGAAGCAUGGGAGUGAUUGCUGGUGGGAGAUGUCCACUGAUCAACUGCUGCCCAAACAUGUCAUCAGCCCGGACGGCUUAGAAGGUGGAUGUUCAUCUCUUGAGAAAGGCAAGGACAUAUUGGAUAUAUGGUUCGACAGUGGAGUCUCCUGGUUUGCUGUACUUCAAGGCACGUCUUUUUAUUCACUCAUAAUUGUGAUACUAAAUUACGAUUGCUGUGAUGGUAUGAAGGUGCAAGUGGCCGAUGUUUAUAUGGAGGGGUUGGAUCAGUUUGGCGGUUGGUUCAUGUCAUCCUUGCUCACCUCCAUGGCCAUCCAACAACGACCUCCGUUCAAGAAGCUUGUGGUGCAUGGGUUUGUUCUGGAUGAGAACGGAAGGAAGAUGUCGAAGUCUCUGGGCAACGUUGUUGAUCCUCAAGUUGUUGUUGAUGGCGGGCAGAACACACCAGCAUAUGGAGUGGAUGUGAUGAGGUUGUGGGCGGCUCACUCCGGACUGGAUGUUGCUGUCAGCAUGGGACCAAACACGCUCGCUGACCACCAUCAACGGUUAUUUAAGUUGAGAAAGUCUUUGAGAUAUCUCGUUGGAAGUCUGUACGACUACAAAGUUAGCAGCAUGAUGAAUGUUGUUGUCGACUUGAACCAGCUGAAACAACUGCAUGCUAAUGAUCGCUACAUGUUGCAUCUAUUACAUGAUCUCGUUCUGCAGGUGACAGCAGCAUAUGAAGAGUUCAACUUUUCGAGGGUUGUUCGACUGAUCGACUGGUUCACAUCAUCUCAGCUCUCUGCGUUCUACUGCCAUUUCAUCAAAGACAGAUUGUAUUGUGGCGAUGAGAUUGGUAGGUCGUCAUGCCAACGUACGAUGAUGACCACACUGUACUCACUCACUUUGCUACUUGCUCCCAUUUUGCCACAUUUUGCUGAAGAACUUUUCAUGUACCACCCACUUGACAAAGUGAAUAGUAGCGUGUUCAAAACAUCUGAUUGGAUAACACCACUGUGGUCUGACCAAUCGCUAGCCAAACAUUAUGAUGUCGUUUUAUCAAUACGGGAAGGUCUUUUUCAGAUGCUUGGAACUGACAAACCAGGAGAUUUCGUUCUUGAAAUAUCGACUAACAGUCACGCAUUGGAUAGUUUAAAGGUCAUAAAUAGUUCACAUGCUGGUCCAUCCUACACAUCUCCACUUGCUGAGUUGAUGCUCACUGCCGAUGUCCAUCUGAAAUCUCUUUCCUCUAAUCAUCCUGCUGAAUCUGAUCAUGAAAGUUUACUUAAAAUGCACAAGCAUCAAGUUUUCCACGUCAAUGAUACCAGUUUCGAACUGACGUUGAAAAAACCUGCAAUGAAAAAAUGUUCACGAUGUCGGAGAUUGACUUCAGAUGGCCACCAUCAAGCUGGCUUGUGUCUCCGCUGUUCCUCUCUUCUCUCAAUAUGAUCCGCCAUUUAUCGUGUACAAUUUCUUUGAUAUUUUUAGAUUUUUAUUUAUUUUUGUCAUUUAUUUUUUGUAUAUGUUUUACUUUUUUUUUAAUUGUUCAGUUAUAAACUUUUUUACUGAAAUAAACAUAAACCUAAGCUUCAAUUGUCCGUUCGGUGGCCGACCAGCUAAAUUGGAGCGGGUUUCCUUUCUGAACUUUUUUAAUCGUAAUUGGGUUGGUAAGUUUGAAAAUUUGGCGUUUCGGUUCGAACAUUUUUUUGCUUUAUCAUCUCUAUGGCAUCUACCAAGACAACAAGAAUUCAGAUAAGUAAACGAAUUCAAUUUUUUGAAAUUUUUGCGUUUCUUUGGAUCUCAGCAACGUUUUUUUCAAACUACUCGAUAUGGAGAUUAAAUUUAAUUUCGGCUUUUAUAGACUCACUCUUACAGUUAUAAACCAAGGUCUUAUCGUAAGUUCGUUCAUUUGUGUAUUUCGUAUUCAUUUUAUUUAUUUUAAAUUUUAUUCGAUCGUGUUUAUGUUUUAUUUAACAAAAAUUUUAUUGGUAGUUAACUUAGUAAGUUUUUUGGCUAAAUUUUUUUCUAGAGGACUGAUUUUUGUUGCUGGAAUUUCAAUGAAAUUUUUUUGGAGAUUAACAAAAGAUAAUUAUUCUCUGAACAAAGCGAUAAA
Helobdella robusta is the source of this 3688-nucleotide messenger RNA. RefSeq lists its product as hypothetical. Lineage: Eukaryota; Metazoa; Annelida; Clitellata; Rhynchobdellida; Glossiphoniidae. Gene Ontology annotation, biological process: isoleucyl-tRNA aminoacylation. The coding region runs from base 1 to 3024 and encodes 1007 amino acids. The record is from RefSeq and is a predicted model, not a curated record. The transcript is spliced from 23 exons. Gene Ontology annotation, molecular function: tRNA binding; aminoacyl-tRNA deacylase activity; isoleucine-tRNA ligase activity. Gene Ontology annotation, cellular component: cytosol.